Alexandromys fortis (reed vole) is the source of this 948-nucleotide messenger RNA. RefSeq names its product olfactory receptor 1468-like. The transcript has a single exon. NCBI's taxonomy places the organism in Eukaryota, Metazoa, Chordata, Mammalia, Rodentia, Cricetidae. Gene Ontology annotation, cellular component: plasma membrane. The record is from RefSeq and is a predicted model, not a curated record. Gene Ontology annotation, molecular function: olfactory receptor activity; G protein-coupled receptor activity. Gene Ontology annotation, biological process: G protein-coupled receptor signaling pathway. Bases 1 to 948 code for a protein of 315 amino acids.
AUGACAGAAGAGAACCAAUCUGUCAUCUCCAGUUUCCUCCUCCUGGGCCUGCCUAUCCCUCCAGAACACCAACACCUGUUCUAUGCCCUGUUCCUGGCCAUGUACCUCACUACUGUCCUGGGAAACCUCACCAUCAUUAUCCUCAUUCUACUGGACUCCCACCUGCACACACCCAUGUACUUAUUUCUCAGCAACUUGUCCUUCUCUGACCUCUGCUUCUCCUCUGUCACAAUGCCCAAAUUGCUGCAGAACAUGCAGAGCCAGGACCCAUCCAUCCCUUAUGCAGGCUGUCUGACACAAAUGUACUUUUUAACAGUUUUUGGAAACAUGGAGAGUUUCCUCCUAGUGGUCAUGGCUUAUGACCGCUAUGUGGCCAUCUGCUUCCCUCUUCAUUACACCAGCAUCAUGAGCCCCAAGCUCUGUGUGAGACUGGUGGUGCUGUACUGGGUGCUGACCAUAUUCCAUGCCAUGCUGCACACCCUGCUCAUGGCCAGAUUGUCAUUUUGUGGGAAUAAUGUGAUCCCCCAUUUUUUCUGUGACAUAUCUCCUCUGCUGAAGCUAUCCUGCUCUGACAAACAUGUUAAUGAGUUGGUGAUAUUUAUCAUGGGAGGCCUUGUUAUUGUCAUUCCAUUCCUACUAAUUGCUAUGUCUUAUGCACGAAUUGUCUCCUCCAUUUUUAAGGUACCUUCUGUUCGAGGCAUUCACAAGGUCUUUUCCACAUGUGGUUCCCACCUGUCUGUGGUCUCAUUGUUUUAUGGGACGAUUAUUGGUCUCUACUUAUGUCCAUCAACCAAUAACUCUACUGUGAAGGAGAUUGCCAUGGCCAUGAUGUACACAGUGGUGACUCCCAUGCUGAAUCCCUUUAUCUACAGCCUGAGGAACAGAGACAUGAAGGAGGCCCUGAUAAGAGUCCUUUGUAAGAAGAAAAUUCCCUUCUGUCUUUUAUAG